UGAAACGCGACACUCGCUUGUUUUCCGACCUCAUCCACUCUAUGCGCCGAAGGCUGUUCAAGCGCGAAUCCAGUUCGCAAUAAUGCCGAUUGGUGCGCUUCAUCCUGUGAGAGCCAAUCUCUGUUGUUAUUCAGCGCCCAUCAGAUUCAAGAAUUGCCCAGCUGUUUUACCUCCGUCUUCGUCUUGGUUGAACAAAAGUGUUGCUCCGGGAAUCUCGUCGCGUAGAAAUGGGCUUUUUCUUUCUCGGGCUGAAGAUAAUGCUCGUGGUAGUUCUUAUACUUCCUCAACGCAGCCGCAAUCGAGCUCAGAUGAUCAGGAACUGAAUCCUGCAGGGACAUGUGAUCCCUUAUGUUCUGUUGAUGAAACAAGCUCGGAAGAUUUUGAAGCCAAUUAUCAACCGAAGACAGAUUUUGUGAAAGCUCUUGCAGUUCUUGCAGCUGCUGGAACUGGAACACUUGCAAUAAAUCAUUCCUGGGUGGCAGACAACCAGGAUCUGGCAAUGGCGUUGCUCUUUGGAAUCGGUUAUGCAGGAAUUAUAUUUGAAGAAUCCCUUGCCUUCAAUAAAAGUGGAGUGGGACUUCUGAUGGCUGUCAGCUUGUGGGUUAUACGAAGCAUUGGGGCCCCUUCAACUGAGGUUGUUGUUUCAGAGUUGUCUCGAGCAUCAGCUGAAGUCAGUGAAAUAGUGUUUUUCUUGCUAGGUGCAAUGACCAUUGUUGAGAUAGUUGAUGCUCAUCAAGGUUUCAAGCUGGUAACAGACAAUAUCACCACCCGCAAGCCGCGAACUCUUCUUUGGGUGGUAGGUUUGGUUACAUUUUUUCUGAGUUCAAUACUCGACAACUUGACGUCUACUAUAGUCAUGGUGUCGCUGUUGAGAAAAUUGGUGCCACCUUCUGAAUACCGGAAGCUUCUUGGUGCUGUAGUUGUUAUAGCAGCGAAUGCUGGUGGAGCAUGGACACCGAUCGGAGAUGUCACCACCACUAUGCUCUGGAUACACGGUCAAAUAUCCACAUUGCAGACAAUGAAGGACUUGGCAAUACCUUCAGCUGUUUCGCUAGCUGUUCCUCUGGCUCUCAUGUCCCUCACAAGUGAAGUUAAUGGGAAAGCUCAGAGUUCUGCAGACGUUCUGGCAUCCGAACAGAUGGCCCCUCGAGGCAAGCUAGUCUUCUCCAUCGGAAUCGGCGCAUUGAUAUUCGUCCCAGUUUUCAAAGCUUUGACGGGCUUGCCCCCUUACAUGGGCAUGCUGCUCGGAUUGGGCGUUCUUUGGAUACUCACCGAUGCAAUCCACUACGGCGAAUCUGCAAGGCAGAGGCUGAAAGUACCACAGGCGUUGUCAAGAAUCGACACUCAGGGAGCCCUUUUCUUCCUCGGCAUCCUUCUAUCAGUCAGCAGUCUCGAGGCAGCAGGUAUUCUUCGGGAGCUAGCUAACUACCUCGACACCCACAUUCCAAAUAUCGAACUGGUUGCUAGUUCAAUCGGUGUUGUCUCAGCAAUCAUAGACAACGUCCCGUUGGUCGCAGCAACAAUGGGAAUGUACGACCUAUCGUCAUUUCCCCAAGACUCCGAAUUCUGGCAGCUCAUAGCCUACUGCGCUGGAACCGGCGGAUCCAUGCUUGUCAUCGGCUCGGCUGCCGGCGUCGCCUAUAUGGGAAUGGAGAAAGUGGACUUCUUCUGGUACCUAAGAAAGGUCAGCGGCUUUGCCCUCGCCGGAUAUGCUGCUGGAAUCGCUGCAUAUUUGGCCGUCCAUAACAUCCACAUUUCCAUUCCGACGACUCUUGCUCAGUGACUGCAUCUUUCAUGGAAGGUCUACUCUGAGGUACCAACGAGGCACACCUAAACCCUAAUUCAGCCCACGCCUGCGUGGCCUCCUCACGGCCAGCGACGUCGCCCAUCCUCAGAGCCCGGCCUGCAUCCUCGGCAUUGGACCACCGGCCGAGCUCCCGGCUGGAGAAAGCUCUUCCGGUUAGAAGCUCGAGCAACAAAAUCCCGAAAGAGUAGACAUCCCACUUCGGAUCCUGCUUCCCGCCUCGACUGUAGAUGAGCGAUUCCGGUGCAUGAUACGGCGACAGGCAUCUGGCCAAUGCGGUAGGGGAUCCCGUCGAGGUUGUGGAUUUACGGCCGUUAGCGAGCCAAUGGACGCCGAAGUCGCUGAUCAGAGGCUCCAUCUCGGACGUCAAGAGAAUGUUGCUUGGCUUGAUGUUGCCGUGGACUUGCUUCUUGUCGUGUAUGAAACUGAUCCCUCUCGCGACGCCUCUUGCGAUCUUCAGACGAGUGUCGAACGACAGAUGAUUCGGGGACGAGCCGAGUUUUCCUGAAAAAGGUAUGACCAAAUAGGUUAGCCCCGAAACCGGAGGAUCCGCGAAAGCGAAGUGUUGAUCGAAGACUCACUGUAGCCGACGUUGGCCAAGCUGCCGUUGGAGAUGUAGUCGUAGAUCACGAGCUUUUCGUCGUCUCCCCAGUAGAAGCCGCGUACGCGGACAACGUUUGGAUGCUGGAUUUUGGCGAUGGCCUUGACGAGGCUGUCGAAUUCCUUCAUCCGGUUGAUUCUGCUCUCGCCGAUUCUCCUCACAGCGAAUGCCGUCCCGUCUUGAAGCACAGCUUUGUACACGAUGGUAUUGCCGCUCGUCCCGAGAACGUAUGCUGAAGCCUUCAACAACGUCUCAGGCUCCAUCUCAGUUUCGCCGUUGAUCAUCACGAGCGAUCUUUCGGUUGUCCUAAUCGAACGACGACGGUGAUUCUGGUUCUGGUUUUGGUUUUCCUGUCGAGGACCGACGACAUG
Andrographis paniculata is the source of this 2776-nucleotide messenger RNA. Its product is annotated as sodium/proton antiporter 1. The transcript has 11 exons. The record is from RefSeq and is a predicted model, not a curated record. Bases 83 to 1783 code for a protein of 566 amino acids. Gene Ontology annotation, biological process: transmembrane transport; sodium ion transport. NCBI's taxonomy places the organism in Eukaryota, Viridiplantae, Streptophyta, Magnoliopsida, Lamiales, Acanthaceae. Gene Ontology annotation, molecular function: antiporter activity. Gene Ontology annotation, cellular component: membrane.